GUCAAAAUAUUGACGAAACUUUAAUUUUGCAGUUGUUUGUAUUGUAUUUUAAUUUCCUCGCUCUUUGCUAAAUUAUUUCAAUUUACAAUUAGUUUUUACCGCCACAGGUUAUUUUCAAAAUGAACACAGACAGCGACUCGUGGGAACCCCUUAGUAUGUGUUCCAGAUCGGUCACAAGAAGUAAAUACGAACGAAUGAACCCAGAAUCACAAAAAUGGUGGAAAAGGAUGUUCGAAAUAAUGGAAGAAAAGCUCAAAAUACCGCCAGAAAAACGUCCAGAAGUGAUAUCCCAAAUAUAUCCGAAAAAGCUGUUGGAAAGAAUACUCGACAUUGUGGAAUCAAAGCCAGAUCUCAAAAUUGAAGCCAAAAAAUACUAUUUGGCACAAAGUUCCGCAAGCCUCUACUCCUCGGAAGGAGUUAAACACUUCGGAAAGGGCGAAAGCUGCACCAGUUUCGUAGUAGGUCAGUAUAUCAUUAAGAGUGAGGUACCGAAAGAGACGGAAGAAGAGGAGGAAGAAGAAGAGUCCGAAGAGAUGUUGAAAGAAGGACAACAAGAAGAAGAAGAAGAGGAUAAAGAGGGUCCUAAAAGGUAUGAAAGACGAGAGACGGAACAAACUGUGGAAGUGUUGAAAGUCGAAUCUUGGGAAGAAACCGUGUCCAGUUUACCCUGCAAAUAUCACGCUCCGAGGAGUAUAGAAAUUGAUGAUAAAAAACACGAGGUGAUUGGUGAAGAAAAUCCGUACGUAAACUUUUUUAAACGUAGAGAGGAACGAGCAGCGGUCUGGAGAAUUUUGCCGCCGUUAUCUCUUGAUGAAAUGAAUUUAGCACAAAAGGCCAAAUAUUUAGUUAAUCAGAUAGCAACUGAAUUCAUUGACUGGCUUGAAAGAGAGGGCGGCACUGAAAUGAUACAUUUAGAUGUACCAACCCUGUUAUACAUGUUUCAAUUUAGUUUUGAAAUUGGUCAUGCUGCUAAUUCUUUACAAGUUAGAAUGAGAGAGAUGCCGAGUGUUACAGAACCUGUAGCCAGAGCCACUAAAAAUCUCAAGGCAUCGGAGAGAAAUACGUUACUGAGAAACAUAAGGGAAGAUAUAAGGAUGUCGAAGCUACCACCGAAGCAAAGAGCAUUUAAUAGCUCACUGCCGAUACAAAUGCGGCGCAAACCAAAUACAGAAGAUUUGUAUAACAAAUGGUUCGUCUGUAAACACGUUCCUCCCAAAUUAGCUGAUAUGACCAUAGUUUGGGAGGGCAUCACUCAUCUCAGGUCUGUCAGAGAAUUUGAAAAAUGGAUAAAUGAAAAAUAUCCAGAUCUCAUAGUGCCUGGUUUAGAGCAAACCAAACAACAAGAACAGAGGAUAGCUUAUAGUGAAUAAGAGUGAAGAAACUGUACGUAUAACUGUAAUGGGCAAGAGAACGAGUGCGCCUUUUUUUUAUAUUCAAAUCAGUUCGUAUGUUCUGUCGAUGGCUAAUGGAAAAGGAUAUGCCAGUUUUACCAGAGUAUCUAAAGAAGCAGGGGCUUCUUGAUUAUAA
This is a messenger RNA of Agrilus planipennis (emerald ash borer), 1527 nucleotides long. RefSeq lists its product as uncharacterized. The transcript is spliced from 7 exons. NCBI's taxonomy places the organism in Eukaryota, Metazoa, Arthropoda, Insecta, Coleoptera, Buprestidae. The coding region runs from base 120 to 1370 and encodes 416 amino acids. The record is from RefSeq and is a predicted model, not a curated record.